Molecule: messenger RNA, 1194 nt
Organism: Microsporum canis CBS 113480
Lineage: Eukaryota; Fungi; Ascomycota; Eurotiomycetes; Onygenales; Arthrodermataceae
Product: protein kinase domain-containing protein
Exons: 2
Coding region: 1-1194 (397 amino acids)
Biological process (GO): peptidyl-threonine phosphorylation; peptidyl-serine phosphorylation
Molecular function (GO): ATP binding; protein serine/threonine kinase activity
Source: RefSeq, a predicted model, not a curated record
AUGUCGCCGACAUUACCCCAAUACCCUGCCGACGGCAAUCCCGCCGACUACGGUGACUUCGCAGACUCCGACGGCGACGUUGAUAUUGAUGUGUACGCUGAACGCCAAUGGGACUACAAGUUCUAUCCUAUCCGCAUUGGUGAAGUGCUCAACCAAGCAUACCGGAUAGACCACAAGCUCGGGCAUGGCGGCUUCUCUACCGUCUGGAUGGCCCAUGACCUCAAAAAUAAGAAGGAUGUCGCUCUCAAGAUCGUGGCUACCGAAGCUUGGGGAGAACACGAUUACAGCAUACAGGAAGAGAUCAAACGAGCUGUGAAGGACACCUCUCACCUUGUUAUACAUACGGCAACCUUUUUCCUUCGCGGCAAAGACUGCAAUCAUCGCGUCCUCGUGUUUCCUUUGCGCGGUCCAACUCUCGGCUCCCCUGUCGGUAGAAGGACACCUAUGCGCUCUCGGAUGUCCGCUGCAAAACAGUUACUGGAAGCUCUGGCAAACCUGCAUGAAGGCGGAAUUGUACACCGUGACAUAAAUAACCAUAAUGUCAUGUGGGGUAUAUCUCCUACGGAAAAUCUCGAUAGAGAGGCCAAAUACAAAACCCUGGGUCGUCCUCUGAAGGUAGCCAUACCCGAUGAACCGUGGAAGCCAGGGGAGGUCGUUAAGCCCAUGGUUAUCCCAGCCAGUAUGCGAACAGAGACUUUCUAUCUUGGUGAUUUUAGCCUAGCCAUGAGAGUUGGCACUCCUGUCACUCAAACGGGUAGCCCACCUAUCCAUUAUUGCUCGCCUGAGCGACUUCAUGGCCACGAACCCAGCCUUGCUUGUGACAUGUGGAGCUACAUGGUCAUAUUUACAGAGUUAUAUAGUGGAUUUAAGCCUUUCUAUGACGUGGCGAAAGGGGGGUUGGUGACCGAUAUAGUUCAACGCAUAGGUCCUCUUCCUGCGGAGUGGAAGGGUCAUUACUGUGAUCCUACGGAAGCCCUCGAUUCGUGGUACAACCAAGACUGCACUCCUGACCCCAAAGAUAGCCUUAAAGAUGUGAUUAUACGCAAACGUUCCGACGCUGCUCCCGAGGAGCGUCGGCAUGCAUUAUCUAUCUUGUCGAGAGGAUUCUGUGUAAUCCCGGAGAAACGCCUGACAGCAAGACAACUUCUGCAGGACCCUUCAUUUCAAGCAAUUAUCGACCUACAUUGCAACUAA